Cladophialophora yegresii CBS 114405 is the source of this 2232-nucleotide messenger RNA. RefSeq lists its product as uncharacterized. The transcript is spliced from 6 exons. The coding region runs from base 1 to 2232 and encodes 743 amino acids. The record is from RefSeq and is a predicted model, not a curated record. Gene Ontology annotation, cellular component: nucleus. Gene Ontology annotation, molecular function: zinc ion binding; DNA-binding transcription factor activity, RNA polymerase II-specific; transcription cis-regulatory region binding. Gene Ontology annotation, biological process: regulation of DNA-templated transcription. NCBI's taxonomy places the organism in Eukaryota, Fungi, Ascomycota, Eurotiomycetes, Chaetothyriales, Herpotrichiellaceae.
AUGAGUUCGAGCUCCUCUUCAGUCCACGAUGUCACGGCGGCUUCCGCACAAGCGAAGCAGGCUGCCUGCUUAGAAUGUCGCCGGUCAAAGGUGCGGUGCACGCGUGAUGUAGGCGCGACCGUGUGUCGGAAAUGUCAGCAAGCCGGUCUGCAAUGCGUCACGCCAGAGUACCAUGUCGGGAGAUACAAAGGUGUCAAGAACAAGAGGUCGGGGCUGGAAAAAGCAAUCUAUCAAGUCGAACAGGCGUUGAAGCGAUCCAAAGAUUGCCCUACAGGGCUAACAGCGGAGACUGAAGCCGACCUUCGGCAACUCAUCAGCGCUCCUCAGACAAGCCCUCUUCUCCGCCGUCAAUCCAGUACGGCUACGGCGACUCUGGUCCAUCAGCAGUCCUUUCCCCAAUCGCAUGCCGGAUUGCUACCCACUGAAAGCACCGGAACGACAGAGAAUGGUCAUGAAGUACCGCCUGUAGACCAUGGUGAGAAGGCUGACGAGCUUGCGCUUAACAACGCCGACAAUCCUUUGCAACUGCUCGCAAUGGCAUCGGUGUUGCCUGGCCAGUCACCCUCGACUGUGAUGUCCACAUCCCCUGCAGGGGUGGUCCCUUAUGCAGGCACCAACGAAGCGAACAUAGACGAGGAUGCAGAGCUGCAACAGUUUUUUGGAUCUCUGCUCCCACGCCUGGAUAAUUCCCGCGACGUCGAUCCCAUCAAUCUAGGCUUGGUGACCCAAGAGGAAGCUGAUUCACUUUUUGCGUACUUCUACGAGCGACUGUCUCAUACGCGGUGGGGCCUGGAUCCGGUCCUACACACGGCUGCCUUUGUACGCUCGCGGUCGGCCUUUCUCUUCACCUCUAUUCUGGCUGCGUCUGCGUUGUUCUUGCCGAAAGCCGAGGCGUUGUCGAAGCGACUGUCGAAUCAUAGGAACAUCCUUGCUCGAAAGGUGGUCUCUGACAGAAAUCGAUCCGUCGAGAUUGUCCUGGCUUUCAUGGUCAACAUACCCUGGAUGACUCCCGCCAAGCACUGGGCCGACGACGAGACAUGUGCGUAUCUGUCAAUGGCCCUAGCAUUAGCGUUGGAUCUUUCGCUCAACAAAAUCGUGGUGCCAUCCCCCACCAUCCGUCCUGCAGGAUUUUUGGACCGAGUGGCAAAAGCAGAGUGUAUUGACUCCGCUAAAGCCCUGCAGCUGGACGGAUUCCCACAGGUUGACCCCUUGUCAGUCUGGGGAAGGCGACUACUAAGAACUCGUGAGCGGGUGUGGUUAGCAUUAUUUGUUCUCGACCGAGGUAUCUGCCUCGCUAGAGGACGACCGUACGCCGUGCCGAUUGGACCAUUAGUGGAAAGCUGUGAUACUUGGCACAUUUCAGAUAUCGCAGAUCGGUGGGAUGGUAGUGUCAUCUCAGCAGCCGUGCUGAGGCGCGACUUGGUCGCCCUCAUCACAAGUGUUCGCGAGUUCUGCGAUGGAAGUCAGGGUAUCAGUGGUGGCUCGACGGCUGUAAGAUUUCUCAAGGAUAAAAUUGAUCGCUUUUUCGAGCAGUGGUAUGCGGUCUGGUCACGGCAGAUCACCCAAGGAGAUGGUCAACUGCCUCCAUAUGUUGAAAUCCUAGUGUCACACACCAAGCUAUCGACGUAUUGCAAUGUUGUCAACCACCCUACUGCAUCCAACGACGUGAAACAGUUCUUCCGAGCUGCGGGUCUUGCAUCUGCCAUGAACGUCAUGCGUGCCGCCGUGCAGGGUGAGAACCGACUGAAGUCAAUGCCGAACAAUACCGUCAUCAUGGUAUCAUUUGCGGCGACCUUCGCUCUGGCACUCGGAGCCACAAACCUGGGCAACCGUGCCAUGCUGCCCCCAAACGCCAAAGCGCUAAUCGAAGAAACGACGCAGGUGUUGGAGAGGAUCGGAAGCUCGCCCCGCCACCGUAAAGGCUUGUCUGUGUUGUUCGCCAGACAUAUCCGUCGGAUUAUGCAGAGCUCUCUCCUUGAUCAACCCGAGGAGAACCAGGCUCCACUGUCCGGACCUUCGGGCCAUUUUCCACCACAGGCCCAAAACGUCGACUACAGCAAUCCUCAAACCAACGCACCACGAGCUUCCACUGCUGCUCCGGAGCCGUAUGUCUUCGACAUGACUGACGAUCAAAUCCUAGAAGCCAUCAAUAAUGCCAGCACUUCACAGGACUUGUUCCAGCUCGACGAGACGAUGUUCUUCGACUGGCUGGAUUGGCCGAAUGUCACAUGA